AUGAAGGCCGCCAGCUACCUCGGAUACUUUCUUUCUGCUGCCAGCACCAUUUCCGCGUGGGAGUUGUACGUCUACAGUGAUAAAUCAUGUGCUACCGAGGUCAACUUGCACUCUGGUACCGCUGCUAAGAGCUGCACUGCUUUGACCAGCACCAUCGACAGCAUUCAGGCAGUCUACGAUAUCGAUAACUUUGAGGUUAUUGUGUACACUACUGACGACUGUGAUACCACUUCGGGCUAUGUCCUGCCUCCUACCGAUCAGUGUAUUCACUACACUGCCUUCGCCACUUCUUAUUCCUCUUUCAAGGUCACUGCUAAAUAG
This is a messenger RNA of Penicillium angulare, 321 nucleotides long. RefSeq lists its product as uncharacterized. The transcript has a single exon. Bases 1 to 321 code for a protein of 106 amino acids. The record is from RefSeq and is a predicted model, not a curated record. Lineage: Eukaryota; Fungi; Ascomycota; Eurotiomycetes; Eurotiales; Aspergillaceae.